GAGACUGCAAUGGAUCCCUCAUCUACUGGCAUCCAAGAGCCCUUUGAUUUAAUCCGUCUGUCGCUGAGCGAACGUGUCUAUGUAAAACUAAGGGGCGACCGUGAGGUAACGGGGAUUCUCCAUGCUUAUGAUGGGCAUAUGAAUCUGAUUUUGAGCGAUGUUGAAGAGACAAUAAUGAUCGUUGACGUGGAUGCUCCUCUCGAAGAGCGCAGGGCUGUCAAAAUGGCGAAGCGAAAAAUGGAAAUGUUGUUUGUCAGAGGCGACGGAGUGAUUCUGGUUUCCCCACCGUCGCGCACAUGAGUAGGAUGGUAGAGCAGCAAGGCUUGGGCAGCGAGCAGAUUGAUGCCAUGUGCACUGAUCCACAUUGCCAAUAUAUAUUUUAUGGCAGACAGCUCAGCCUAUCACAUAUUGAAACUCUUGGGAUUGCAGUUGUGUUUCGAUGGUCCGGGGCGAGGUACACUCAAGUGAAAAAAUGUGGAGUAUUGGUACAGGCCAUAUCAAUAAUUAACUUCAUUGAAACAUCAUCGUCCAAAGUGCGCUGCUGUAAACGGUAUGCCGGUGAUAGAAGACUUCCUGGCAUACCGUUGGAGCAGAUAGCAGGUGGAAGUG
Messenger RNA from Serpula lacrymans var. lacrymans S7.9, 609 nucleotides. RefSeq lists its product as uncharacterized. Gene Ontology annotation, molecular function: RNA binding. Lineage: Eukaryota; Fungi; Basidiomycota; Agaricomycetes; Boletales; Serpulaceae. Bases 10 to 300 code for a protein of 96 amino acids. Gene Ontology annotation, cellular component: catalytic step 2 spliceosome; Lsm1-7-Pat1 complex; U4/U6 x U5 tri-snRNP complex. Gene Ontology annotation, biological process: mRNA splicing, via spliceosome; P-body assembly. The record is from RefSeq and is a predicted model, not a curated record. The transcript is spliced from 7 exons.